GGUGCGGACCCUCCAUACCGGAGCGCGAUGGCGUCCAACCCCGAACGGGGGUUGAUUCUGCUCACAGAACUGCAGGGGGACUCCCGAAGUCUUCCGUUUUCUGAGAAUGUGAGUGCUGUUCAAAAAUUAGACUUUUCAGAUACGAUGGUGCAGCGGAAAUUGGACGAUAUCAAGGAUCGAAUUAAGAGAGAAAUAAGGAAAGAACUGAAAAUCAAAGAAGGAGCUGAAAAUCUGAGGAAAGUCACAACAGAUAAAAAAAGCUUGGCUCAUGUAGACAACAUUUUGAAAAAAUCAAAUAAAAAAUUAGAAGAACUACAUCACGAGCUGCAGGAAUUAAAUGCACAUAGUGUUGUAUCAGAUCCAGAAGAUAUUACGGAUUGCCCGAGGACUCCAGAUAUUCCAAAUAGUGACCCUCGUUGUUCUACUAGCAACAAUAGAUCGAAGGCUCCCUUCAGAGAAAUAAGGAAAGAACUGAAAAUCAAAGAAGGAGCUGAAAAUCUGAGGAAAGUCACAACAGAUAAAAAAAGCUUGGCUUAUGUAGACAACAUUUUGAAAAAAUCAAAUAAAAAAUUAGAAGAACUACACCACGAGCUGCAGGAAUUAAAUGCACAUAUUGUUGUAUCAGAUCCAGAAGAGGUUACCUUUUUUAAUCCAGUUAUUGAAAGAAGACCAAAACUUCAAAAACAAAAGAAAAUUUUUUCAAAGCAACAAGGCAAAAGAUUUCUCAGAAUUCCUCAAAUGAAUAUUAAUAUUGCCACUUGGGGAAGGCCAGUAAGAAGAGUUAGUCCUACAGUAAAACAUUCUGGCACCUUCAGCCCUGAAGAUCCUGUGCCUACUACAGUGCCAGUGGUUGAAGUACACAUCCCUAAACUAGCACCUCCAGUUAGUGAUUCUACAGUAACCAAAUUGGACUUUGAUCUUGAGCCUGAACCUCCUCCAUCCCCACCACGAGCUUCUUCCCUUGGAGAAAUAGAUGAAUCUUCUGAAUUAAGAGUUUUGGAUACACCAGGACAGGAUUCAGAGACUGCUUUUGAUACUGAGAAUGACAGAAAUACUAUGCUUCCAAAAUCUCAAUCUGAAUACAAGCCUGAUACUCCUCAGUCAGGCCUAGAAUAUAGCGGUAUUCAAGAACUUGAGGAUAGAAGAUGUCAGCAAAGGUUUCAGUGUAAUCUACAAGAUUUCAGGUGUUAUGCUGUCUUGGGAAGAGGAAAUUUUGGAAAGGUGCUUUUAGCUGAAUAUAAACACACAAAUGAGAUGUUUGCUAUAAAAGCCUUAAAGAAAGGAGAUAUUGUGGCUCGACAUGAAGUAGACAGCCUGAUGUGUGAAAAAAGAAUUUUUGAAACUGUGAAUAGUGUAAGGCAUCCCUUUUUGGUGAACCUUUUUGCAUGUUUCCAAACCAAAGAGCAUGUUUGCUUUGUAAUGGAAUACGCUGCCGGUGGGGACUUAUUGAUGCACAUUAUUAAUACUGGUGUCUUUUCUGAACCAAGAGCUGUAUUUUAUGCUGCUUGUAUAGUUCUUGGGUUGCAGUAUUUACAUGAACACAAAAUUGCUCAUAGAGAUUUGAAAUUGGAAAACUUAUUGCUAGAUACAGAGGGCUUUGUGAAAAUUGCUGAUUUUGGUCUUUGCAAACAAGGAAUGGGAUAUGGAGAUAGAACAAGCACAUUUUGUGGCAAUGCUGAAUGUCUUGCCCCAGAAGUAUUAACAGAAACUUCUUAUACAAGGGCUGUAGAUUGGUGGGGCCUUGGCGUGCUUAUAUAUGAAAUGCUUGUUGGUAAGCCUCCCUUUCCUGGUGAUGAUGAAGAGAAAGUUUUUGACAGUAUUGUAAAUGAUGAAGUAAGGUAUCCAAGGUCCUUAUCUACAGAAGCCACUUCUAUAAUGAGAAGGCUGUUAAGAAGAAAUCCUGAGUUGCGCCUUGGGGCUAGCGAGAAAGAUGCAGCAGAUGUAAAAAAGCACCCAUUUUUCCAGCUAAUUGAUUGGCGCGCUCUGAUGGACAAAAAAGUAAAGCCACCAUUUAUACCUGCCAUAAAAGGACGAGAAGAUGUCAGUCAUUUUUCUGAUGAAUUUACCUCAAAAGCACCUAUUCUGACUCCACCUCAAGAACAAAGGAUACUUUCGGAAGAGGAGCAGGAAAUGUUCAGAGAUUUUGACUACACUGCUGAUUGGUGUUAAGUUGCUAGACUCUGCGAAACCAAGCUGACUGACUCCCAAGAAGACCUCUUAAAAAUAGCAACCCUUCAUUUGCUCUCUGUGCCACCAAUAGCUUCUGAAUUUUGUUUUGUUUUUUUUUUUCUUAAUUGAAACACGUGAAGAUUUGUUUAAAAGUACCAUUCUAAUACUUCUUCAAAAGUGGCUUCUCAUUGUACUUCAGUGUAAAUAUGAGCA
This is a messenger RNA of Symphalangus syndactylus (siamang), 2382 nucleotides long. Its product is annotated as serine/threonine-protein kinase N2-like. The record is from RefSeq and is a predicted model, not a curated record. Lineage: Eukaryota; Metazoa; Chordata; Mammalia; Primates; Hylobatidae. Gene Ontology annotation, molecular function: small GTPase binding; protein serine/threonine kinase activity; ATP binding. Gene Ontology annotation, biological process: signal transduction; protein phosphorylation.